Alternaria burnsii is the source of this 1182-nucleotide messenger RNA. RefSeq lists its product as uncharacterized. The transcript has 4 exons. NCBI's taxonomy places the organism in Eukaryota, Fungi, Ascomycota, Dothideomycetes, Pleosporales, Pleosporaceae. Gene Ontology annotation, molecular function: zinc ion binding; L-iditol 2-dehydrogenase (NAD+) activity. Gene Ontology annotation, biological process: D-sorbitol catabolic process. The record is from RefSeq and is a predicted model, not a curated record. Bases 1 to 1182 code for a protein of 393 amino acids.
AUGGCUCCCUCAGCUCUCGCAGAUAUCUAUCCAAUCCCAGCGAGGCACUACUCUAAGUCAUCGACUGUAGUAGCUUCGGUCCUACACGGGCCAAGGGAUUUGCGGCUGGAAACUCGAACCAUUACUGACCCUGCCGCCAAUGAACUCCAGAUCGCUAUCAAGGCUACUGGGUUGUGCGGGAGCGAUUGUUCCUACUACAGCAAGUUCUGCAACGGGGACCUGCAGGCUUGUGAGCCGCUAUCCUUGGGCCAUGAGUCUGCCGGAAUUGUGGUCGCCAUAGGCCAGAGUGUCACCGGUUACCAGAUUGGCGACCGCGUUGCUCUGGAGGUAGGCGUGCCGUGCGACAACUGCAGGUCAUGCCAGCGCGGACGCUAUAAUCUGUGCCCGAAGAUGAGGUUCCGGAGUAGCGCCAAAUCGGUACCUCACUUCCAAGGAACGCUUCAGGAACGCAUCAACCAUCCUGCAAAAUGGUGCCACAAACUACCUGCCCAUGUGUCCAUGGAAUCGGCUGCGCUUUUGGAGCCUCUUUCUGUUGCUAUACAUGCAACAAGAAGAGCCCAAAUCGAGCAGGGUGACACGGCCAUUGUUUUUGGUGCAGGCACAGUCGGUCUUCUUACAGCUGCGAUGGCCAAGGUGUCUGGCGCCACAACCGUCGUCAUCGCAGACAUUGAUUAUGGACGUAUAAACUAUGCCUUGGCAAACGGCUUCGCGCACAAAGGUUACAUUGUGACCCCACACAAUGCGACUGAGACUGCCGAAAAGUUCGCGGUAGCUAAGGAGUUGGCUGCGGAUGUCAUGCAGAUUGCUUCGCAGAAUGAGAUCGAUUUCGAAGGUGCUGACGUUACAUUUGACUGCACUGGAAAGGAGAUCUGUAUGCAGGCUGGGUUAUACGCGACAAGGCCUGGUGGCAAGCUCAUCAUGGUUGGAAUGGGCACGCCGAUCCAAACACUGCCCAUGUCGGCAUCUCAUCUAAAGGAAGUCGACAUCCUGGGAAUCUUCCGCUACGCCAACACCUACCCAACCGGCAUAAAGAUCUUAUCUGCUGGUGUACUUCCAAGUCUCGACAAUAUGAUCACUCACAGGUAUCAUGGAUUGGCAUCGACAAAGGAAGCCUUCGAGCUCGCAGGCAAGACAGUCGACAAGGAUGGCAAGCUUGUCCUCAAAGUUCUUGUUGAGAUGUAG